Molecule: messenger RNA, 555 nt
Organism: Parasteatoda tepidariorum (common house spider)
Lineage: Eukaryota; Metazoa; Arthropoda; Arachnida; Araneae; Theridiidae
Source: RefSeq, a predicted model, not a curated record
AUGAGCGUAUUUAUGUUUAUGUAUGCAAAUCGAGUGCGAAGUUCCAGUUCAAAGUAAAUUUUAUGUAAUAAAAUAAUUAAAAUGCCAAAGGGUCAAGAUGGUAAGCAAGGUACUACGCAAGAAGUAUACUUUUUAUAAAGCUUUCUCUUUUAUCCCUGUCCUGUAUUUUUUUUCAAUUCAAACUGUUUGGGGUAAGAAGAAGAAUGCUAUAAUGAGAGCUUAUAGGAAAAUGCUGAAAGACAAGAAGCCGAAAAAUAUGUCACACAACAGAGAAAAUAAGCAAGAUGAGCAACAAACUUUUUUCCAGAGAGCGAUGAGUGAAUAUGAGCGCAGAAAAGCUUUUAGAGAGGAAAAGAAAAAAGCUAUAGAAGCUAAAAGGAAAGAAAGAGAAGAAGCGAGGAAAAAAUAUGAGCAGAAGAAAAGGCUUAAUAUGAAAAAAUUAUCUCAAAGAACCAAAUGGGGUCAACCUGUUAUGAAGGGCCGAAUGGAAAUAUUAUUAGAAAAAAUUGAAAGGACUGUAGGAUCAGAUUCAAUAAAUAGAUGAUAUUAGUAAAA